AUGGCAGCAGGCGCGCGCUCUAGGAGACUUGGGAAAACAGAUACACUCGCCCCGGAAGGCGGCCUCCCUAGGGACAAAGUACGGCUGCAACCGCAAACCGGGCGAACCGACAGCCGCUUGGCGCUCUGGAACAGGCAUCUCGACGACCGGAGGCACGAACUUGUGGUCUUUGGCGAUAAUCGAGGAGCGUCUAUCUUGCAAACCGGCUAG
Molecule: messenger RNA, 210 nt
Organism: Neurospora tetrasperma FGSC 2508
Lineage: Eukaryota; Fungi; Ascomycota; Sordariomycetes; Sordariales; Sordariaceae
Exons: 3
Coding region: 1-210 (69 amino acids)
Source: RefSeq, a predicted model, not a curated record